Messenger RNA from Abrus precatorius (Indian licorice), 3273 nucleotides. Its product is annotated as receptor-like protein EIX2. The coding region runs from base 1 to 3273 and encodes 1090 amino acids. The transcript has 2 exons. NCBI's taxonomy places the organism in Eukaryota, Viridiplantae, Streptophyta, Magnoliopsida, Fabales, Fabaceae. The record is from RefSeq and is a predicted model, not a curated record. Gene Ontology annotation, molecular function: protein binding.
AUGGAAAGUAUUGCAUGUGUCAAGUUCCUUGCAGCAGUGUUUCUGGUGUUGUUGCUGCUCUUGGAUCUUCUUCUGUCCAACUAUUCCAUAGUUGCUGCGGAACAAGUUCGUUGCAUUGAGAAAGAGAGACAUGGCUUGCUUCAGUUGAAAGCAGCUUUUGUGUUGGAUGAACCUGAGCCUUUGUCUUCGUGGGAAAGUGAUGAUGAAAAGAGCGAUUGUUGUGAAUGGAACCGAGUCACUUGUAGCAAACACACUGGCCAUGUUGAAAUGCUUGAUCUAAACGGUGCUGAUCAUCAGUUUCGUCAUUUUCAGGGUGAGAUUAGUGCAUCGUUGAUGGAGUUGCAGCAUUUAAAGUAUUUGAACCUUAGUUGGAAUUGGUUUCCAAACAAUCCUAUUCCGGAAUUUAUUGGUGUUCUAAGCAACUUAAGAGUCCUUGAUCUUCAUAACUCACUUUUUCGUGGAAGGAUUCCAAAUGGUCUUGCCAAUCUUUCACACUUGCAAUAUCUUGAUCUUUCAAUGAACAAUCUGGAGGGUAUAAUCCCUCAUCAACUUGGAAAUCUCUCUCAUUUGCAAUAUCUUGAUCUCAGUUCGAAUGAUCUUGUUGGAACAAUCCCUUAUCAACUUGGGAGUCUUUCAAAUUUGAAGCAGCUUCGUCUUGGAUCCAAUGAAGGACUCAAAAUUCAUGCUGGAGGUAAGUGGCUAUCCAACCUCACCCUUUUAACCAAUCUUGACUUGAGUCAGGUAAAUAAUCUUAACCUUUCUCAUGGCUGGCUUCAAGUCACUGUCAUGCUUCCAAAAAUAGAGGAGUUGAAGCUAUCUGAUUGUGGUCUUUCAGAUUUUUAUCUCUCUUCUCUCUCCUCUUCAAAAUUGAAUUUUUCUACUACCCUUAAUAUCCUUGACCUUUCAAAGAAUACCUUCACAUCAAUUUCCAAAUUAUUUCAAUGGGUGUUUAAUGCUAGCUCCAACUUAACAGAGCUUGAUCUUAGCUAUAACCUCUUGGAAGGUCCUAUUUCAUAUGAUUUUGGCAACAUCACAAAUCCACUUGAGAGUCUUGACUUGUCCAGUAAUGAACUAAAGGGUGGAAUUCUUGAAUCCUUUAGGAAUAUAUGUACCUUACGUUCAUUACACCUCAACAACAUCAAUCUGAAUGAAGAAGUAUCCACAAUUCUUAAUUUUUUUGGUUGUUCUAGACAUUCACUGCAAGAAUUGAGUUUAAGUGACAACCAAAUUACUGGCACAUUACAUGAUCUUUGUAUAUUCCCGUUUCUAAAGUCAAUGGACCUUUCAUUUAAUUGGUUAAGUGGGAAGUUGCCAGAGGGUGAUAAAUUGCCACCCAAUUUGGAGUCUUUGAUAAUUGAAUCGAACUCCUUGGAAGGUGGGAUUCCAAAAUCAUUCGGUAACAUAUGUACCUUACGCUCGCUAGACCUGUUCAAUAACAGUUUAAGCGAAGAUCUUUCAAUGAUAAUUUAUGAUUUGUCUGCUGGGUGUGUCAAAUACUCACUACAAGAGCUAAGCUUGGCCAGCAACCAAAUAACUGGCACAAUUUCUGACAUGUCAAUGUUCCUAUCUUUAGAAACAUUAGACCUGUCUGACAAUCUAUUACAUGGAAAGAUACCUGAAAAUAUUCGAUUUCCGUAUAAUUUACAGAUUCUGAAUCUGUAUUCCAACAAAUUGAAUGGUGUGAUUAGUGAGUUCUAUUUUGCCAACAUGUCCAUGUUAUAUCAAUUAGACUUAAGUUACAACUCGUUGGCUUUAACAUUUAGUGAAAAUUGGGUCCCACCUUUUCAAUUGGUUUAUGUAUAUUUAAGUUCUUGUAGGUUAGGACCUAGUUUUCCUAAAUGGUUACAGACUCAAAGAUAUGUUUAUGAGCUUGACAUUUCUGAUGCUGGAAUCUCAGAUGUUGUUCCUGUGUGGUUUUGGAUCCAAACCAAAACGCUGAGCAUAAUGAAUAUUUCAUACAACAAUCUCACAGGUACAAUUCCAAAUUUGCCGGUAAGAUUUCUUGAAGCUUGUAAUGUAAUUAUGGCUUCAAAUAAGUUACAAGGUUCAAUCCCAUCCUUUUUACGAGGUGCAGCAUUACUAUAUUUGUCUAAUAACAAAUUUUCAGAAGCUCAUAAUUUCUUGUGUAGUAACACUACAGUUGAUAGAUUGGGCAUAUUAGAUCUCUCAAAGAAUCUAUUGUGGAGGCAGAUCCCUGAUUGUUGGAGUCGUUUCAAAGCAUUAGAGUUUCUAGAUUUGAGUGACAAUACUUUGUCUGGAGAAGUUCCGUUCUCUAUGGGAUCAUUAAUUGAACUUCAAGUAUUGAUAUUGCGUAACAAUAGCUUAACUGGGAAGUUGCCAUUUUCAUUGAAAAAUUGCACAAAGUUGGUUAUGCUAGAUCUUGGAGAAAAUAGAUUUUCAAGUUCAAUACCCUCUUGGAUAGGAAUGGGACAAAGGUUGCAGAUGUUAAGCUUAAGAAGGAACCAAUUCUUUGGAAGUCUUCCACAGAAUCUUUGUUACUUAACAGACAUUCAGCUGUUGGAUCUCUCAGCAAACAAUCUUUCAGGUCAAAUUUUCAAAUGCUUAAAGAACUUCACUGCAAUGUCACAAAAGGGUUUUUCAACUAGCUCAGAACAACUCUUCAAGAAUAACAAGCUUAUUUUAAAGAGCAUUGAUCUUUCAAGUAAUCAAUUUAAUGAUCAUAUUCCGGAUGAAAUUGGAGACUUAGUAGAAUUGGUGUCAUUGAAUCUAUCAAGAAACAAUUUGACUGGAGAAAUUACUUCAAAGAUUGGAAUGUUAACAUCACUUGACUUUCUUGAUUUGUCAAGAAACCAUUUCUUGGGUUCAAUUCCUCCUACUCUUGCUCUAAUUGAUCGCCUUUCUGUUCUUGAUCUAUCACAUAACAACUUGUCUGGAAAAAUUCCUAUCGGCACACAAUUACAAAGUUUCAAUGCCUCAAGUUACGAUGGAAAUGUUGGUCUUUGUGGGAAACCACUAGACAACAUAUGUCCAGAAGAUGAAGCACCACCUCAAGAACCAAAAACACUUGACAAAAGUAGUCCAAAAGAUGAGAAGAAUCCAAUUUAUCUUAGUAUGGCAUUAGGAUUCAUCACAGGAUUUUGUGGACUUCUAGGCUCAUUACUACUCAAUCGCACUUGGAGACAUGCAUAUUGCUUGUUCUUGAACAACGUAGUAGACACAGUUUAUGUAACUGCAACAUUGAAUGCAGCUAAAUUCCAAAGGCUUAUUGGUAAAAAAAUUUGUUCUCCUACUCUUGCCUUUAUAUAUUACUAA